This is a messenger RNA of Nymphaea colorata (pocket water lily), 1197 nucleotides long. RefSeq names its product dephospho-CoA kinase. Gene Ontology annotation, molecular function: dephospho-CoA kinase activity; ATP binding. The transcript is spliced from 4 exons. The record is from RefSeq and is a predicted model, not a curated record. Gene Ontology annotation, biological process: coenzyme A biosynthetic process. Lineage: Eukaryota; Viridiplantae; Streptophyta; Magnoliopsida; Nymphaeales; Nymphaeaceae. Bases 352 to 1041 code for a protein of 229 amino acids.
UGCUUUAAGCAUUGGAAUUCGGUAGAACACCAUGUUCCAUUUUCCGCGUAGCCAAUGCAAACGUUGGACUCGGAACCGAGGUGUAAAAGUCUAACCCUUUCCGCGCUGAUCCGGGAAGCAUCGAACGAACGCAAGCGCACGCCCUCUCUCUCGUGCAACUGUAGCUGCAGCUCUGCCUUCUCACGCACCCUCUCUCACGCACGCCUCAUAACUCACUUGGUUCAACUUUCCGGUGAAAAUUCCGGCAAGCAGCAGCCACGUCGGUGGCAACCGAUGGACAAGCGGUCGUUUUCCGGCGACCAGAGGUGACGCUCCCCGAUUCACCAUAUCAAUUUUCAGUUGUGAAAGAAGAUGAGAAUUGUCGGGUUGACAGGAGGCAUUUCUUCUGGGAAGAGCACAGUUUCUAACAUGUUCAAAGCCAAUGACAUUCCAGUUGUUGAUGCAGAUGUCAUUGCAAGGGAUGUUUUGAGACGAGGUACUGGUGGUUGGAAGAAGGUCGUAAAAGCAUUUGGGAACACUAUUCUGUUAGAAAAUGGGGAAGUUAAUAGGGCAUAUCUGGGGCAGAUUGUCUUUUCUGAUCCCACUAAGCGUCAGCUUCUUAACCGGUUGCUUGCUCCAUAUAUUGCGUUUGGUAUCCACUGGGAAAUAGUGAAACUUUGGUUGAAAGGUUAUAAAGUUAUUGUUCUUGACAUCCCACUGUUGUUUGAGACUAAGAUGAAUCGCAUGACAAAACCAGUUAUUGUUGUGUGGGUAGAUCCUAGUACACAGCUUCAAAGGUUGAUGGCAAGAGAUGGGAUAUCUGAGGAGCAGGCUCUGAAUAGGAUCAAUGCACAAAUGCCAUUGGACGAGAAGAGGGAGAAGGCAGAUAUUGUGAUUGAUAAUUCUGACUCCCUAGAGGAAACAAAAGAAAGAGUUUGUAAUGUGCUAAUUCAAAUCAGGAAGCCAUUAACAUGGAGAGAAUUUGUGCUCUCCAGGGAUGGCGUUGUCUGCUUUCUUUCUUCUUUAAUUCUUGGCGUUGCAGCUUAUAGGUACAGUAAGUAAUAGGAGAAUUUAAAAUUUUUCUUUUUAAAACAACUAUGUCUAUUCUUAUUCUGUCUUUCCGUUUUUUGCAAUGUAAAAAUGGCAUGUUGCCUGUUGAAAAGCAUUGGCUUGAAAUAUUGUUAGUAACCAAAUAAGAAUUUCCUUAUUAUUGCUUCA